CACGCGACCAAAUACGCAAAUAAACAUACAAAUAAAUAAAAAACAAAAAGGCAGGCGACAAUAUGGCCUGCUUUCCGCGUUUGUUCCAUCAUCGAAGUAAAAAUAAAUUUACUCCCGCGCAAGAUGAGAACACCGACACGAUACUCAACACACAUGAUAGUCCCGUGCAAAUUGGCUUGUACAUUCGGCGCGAGGAGAAACCGCUUUACACGCCCAUCGUUACACCCAGCGCUAGUGAGGCCAAACUGCAACGGCUAAGACUGCCGACCGCAAACUCCUCCUCCUCAUCUUCGUCACCCAGCAGUUUCCCACCACAGACGCUGGCCGAAAAUUACAAUGCAAACAAUACAAACAGCAUGCAGCGGCAGCCCAAGAAGUUUCGCUCCAACAAGAGCAAGCUGCAGGCAGGCAAAGGGAAGGAGAAGCAAAAUGGCCAGACGCAGGCGGAGGCGGAGGGAGAGGGAGACGGAGACGGAGACUCUGUCAACGGCAAUCCAAUUAAUGUCACACGCUCAAAUUCAAAAUUAAAACCAGUCAAAGAGCGGCGACCGACAGCCCUGCCCACAGAGGCGCCCAAUAUCGAAUUUGUUGAUGCGGAGGAGGAGGAGGAGGAGGAGGAGAAUGCAGAUGGCGGUGCCUGUGGUGAUGAUGCCAUGGAUGGCAAGUCAAAACUCAAAGUGAAUGAGAAUGGCAUAAUUGAUGAGGUCCCAACACCUUUAUCAGAGGGAAAAGUCAAGUUUUUCAUUGGUCACACACAGGAACUAAGCACAGAACCAAAAGACGAUACUUUGUCCUGGCAAAGCAGCGAUACCAACAACAACAACAGCAACAACAGCAACCUGCCCCAAGAAGGCGGAACGGGAGAGCUGCUAGCGACUACAAUCAAUGGCAAAAGUAGCAGCACUGUGUCCCUCCAUGGUCUGACAAAGAGCAGCACAGACAAUCAUCGUCGCCGACGAGUAUCCACCAUGUCCGAUAUUCACAUACCGCCAGCACCGCCGAUGCCAACGGAGCUGUUGGUGCCCGGCACACCUCUGCACUUGCGGAAGAAGCGCAGCGUCGAGUGCCAGCAGAAUCAACAAACUGAUGAGAAACUGGCGCCUUUGGAGGCUACAAACAAUCAAGAACAAAUGCCAACACCUAAGGGAAGCUGCGAUGGCGAGGAAUCAGUGACUACAAAGGCUCAUCGCGUGGAGGGUGGCCUGAUCUAUAUACGACCGACUCAUCCCAUUCAAGGCGACAUUGAAAUUCAAUCAAUUACAAAAGACAAAGCCACACAUAAUCUCAUCCACAUGGCCAUUGAGCGCAAUGACUUCCUGAAUAACCUCAUGGACAAAGAGCGCAAGGAGAUGGUUAUCAGUGCAAUGGCGCCGGCCAGCUACAAAAAGGAUAGUUACAUCAUACACGAGCACGAGGAAGGCUCCGAAAUAUACGUCUCUGCAGAGGGUCACUACGAGGUUAUACGCGCGGGACAGCUUGUGGCUAACUUUGGACCGGCAACUGUCUUUGGGGAGCUGGCAAUACUCUACAAUGCUCCCAGGCAGGCAACCAUUAAGGCUGCCACCGAUGCCCGAGUGUGGAAAAUAGAACGUGAGACCUUUCGAACCAUCAUGCAAAUCUCAGGCUCCAGGGAGCGUGAGGAGAACCUGCAAUUCCUUCGAUCGGUUCCAUUUCUGCAAGAGCUCGACAAGAGCUUGCUCAACAAAGUUGUUGAUCUCCUGCAAAGGAAAUUCUAUAAGACUGGCAGCUGCAUUGUACGUGAAGGCGAGAUAGGAAACGAGUUCUACAUCAUUCGAGGCGGAACAGUAACCAUAAAGAAGGAGGACGCGUCCAGCCAGGAACAAGUUGUGGCAAUGCGGAAGCGGGGCGAUUACUUUGGCGAACAGGCGCUCCUAAAUGCGGAUGUGCGGCAGGCCAGUGUCUAUGCAGAUGCACCAGGCACAGAGGUGCUCAAGUUGGACAGAGAAGCUUUUAUAAGCUAUUUGGGCACCAUUAAGCAGCUGCGCGAGAAGCCGAAUCAACGCAUUGAAACCCAUGGUCGAUUCAGCAACAAAAGUGUGGAAUUCGAUAACGAACAUGCCCAAAUUGCCAUCUCUGAACUGAAGAAAGUUGCCACACUGGGAGCCGGUGCAUUUGGACGUGUGGAUCUGGUGGCCCAUGGCCAGCAAACCUUUGCCCUGAAGAUUAUCAAGAAGAUUGAGGUGGUCAAGCAGGACCAAAUCGAGCACGUCUACAAUGAGAAGAAUGUGAUGAUCAAGUGCAGGAACUCUCCCUUCAUAGUGCAACUCUAUCGCACAUACCGGAAUGACAAAUAUGUUUACUUUCUGAUGGAAGCCUGCAUGGGCGGUGAUGUGUGGACAGUGAUGUCGAAGCGGCAGUAUUUCGAUGAAAAGACCGCCAAGUUUAUAGCCGGCUGUGUGGUCGAGGCGUUUGAUUUCUUGCACUCGCAUAAUUUCAUUUACAGGGACUUGAAGCCGGAGAACCUCAUGCUGGGCACAGAUGGUUACUGCAAAUUGGUUGACUUUGGUUUUUCCAAAUAUGUUCGUCCCAAUGAGAAGACAAACACCUUUGCCGGCACGCCUGAGUACGUGGCACCCGAGAUUAUUUUGGAUCGUGGACACGAUCGUGCCGUCGACUACUGGGCAUUGGGCAUUCUAAUAUACGAGCUGCUAGUGGGCAAAACGCCCUUUAGAGGCGUGAAUCAAAUCAAGAUUUAUCAGCAAAUCCUCAGCGGCAUCGAUGUCAUCCACAUGCCCACUCGAAUCCCAAAACCCGCACAGCAUUUGGUUCGUCAUUUGUGCAAACAAUUGCCGGCCGAGCGUUUGGGCUAUCAGCGCAAGGGAAUUUCCGAUAUCAAGCGACACAGUUGGUUCGAAAGUCUGGAUUGGCAGCGGCUGAAAAACAAACAGCUGCCAUCCCCAAUAAAGCGACCCUUGAAAAGUUGGACAGACUUGCAAUAUUUUGGGCCGUCUGGCGUGGAAAACGAUUAUGAACCACCCGAAGAAUUAAGCGGUUGGGACAUCGACUUUUAGUGCUUACAAAUAUGCCAUAAGUAGAAUUAUGAUACACUUAAGCUUAA
Drosophila subobscura is the source of this 3079-nucleotide messenger RNA. RefSeq names its product cGMP-dependent protein kinase 1. The record is from RefSeq and is a predicted model, not a curated record. The coding region runs from base 63 to 3032 and encodes 989 amino acids. The transcript has 10 exons. Gene Ontology annotation, biological process: protein phosphorylation. Gene Ontology annotation, molecular function: ATP binding; cGMP-dependent protein kinase activity. Lineage: Eukaryota; Metazoa; Arthropoda; Insecta; Diptera; Drosophilidae.